Messenger RNA from Sinocyclocheilus rhinocerous, 3390 nucleotides. RefSeq names its product tyrosine-protein kinase JAK1-like. Gene Ontology annotation, molecular function: growth hormone receptor binding; non-membrane spanning protein tyrosine kinase activity; ATP binding. Lineage: Eukaryota; Metazoa; Chordata; Actinopteri; Cypriniformes; Cyprinidae. The record is from RefSeq and is a predicted model, not a curated record. The transcript is spliced from 23 exons. Gene Ontology annotation, cellular component: membrane; cytosol. The annotation marks the transcript as partial. Gene Ontology annotation, biological process: cell differentiation; tyrosine phosphorylation of STAT protein; cell surface receptor signaling pathway via JAK-STAT.
AGCGCUGAAAAACAAGAAGUAGUCAUGGCCUCAGUGAUGUUACAGGGGCUCGAGAUCCAUUUUUACCUGCCAGAGACACACCAGAUCAUUCAUCUCUCAGGAAGUUUCACAGCAGAGGAGCUGUGUGUUGAAGCUGCCAAGAAGUUGGGUAUAUCUCCACUGUGUAGCAGUUUGUUCGCCCUUUAUGAUGAAUUUAGCAAGAUCUGGUAUGCACCCAAUCACUCAUUCACUAUUGAUGAGACUACAAGACUGAAGCUUUACUAUCGCAUGAGAUUCUAUUUUACAAACUGGCAUGGGACAUCUCUCAAGACAUCUCAUCCAGUGUCCAGACACAGUCUCAAGCGAGGGACGGGGUCUACAGGAACAGCUGUUCUGGAUGUAGUUUCACUAACGUACCUCUACGCACAGAGUCAGUGUGACUUUCAGAGUGAUCUGACACCGCUGCGUAGCACUCGUGAUGAGAAUGACGUCCAGCUGAUAGAAAAUGAGUGUUUGGGUAUGGCGGUGAUGGCCAUCUCCCAUGAUGCCAUUGAAAAAAAUCUUCCUGUCUGUGAAUUUGAUUCAGAUCCGUGGACCAAUCAGGAGAGACGUAAAUCAAAGAGAGGCAGUAAGAAACGGAGUAAAAUAGCAUCACAUGAUGCAGGAGAGGACAGAUGGACACUCUUUUCAGACUUUAAUGAGAUAACGCAUCUUCUCAUCAAAUACUCUGUGGUUACCAUCCACAAACAGGACAACAAAAACAUGGAGCUGAAGCUGGCAUCCCAUGAGGAGGCGCUGUCCUUUGGCAGUCUGGUAGAUGGGUACUUUAGGCUCACAGUAGAUGCGCAUCAUUUCCUCUGCAGGGAUGUGGCUCCCGUCUCACUGGAAAAGAACCUACGAGAGGGCUGCCAUGGUCCAAUCAAUACUGAAUAUGCCAUCCAUAAACUCAAGCAGGAAGGUUAUGAGGAGGGCAUGUAUCUGCUGCGCUGGAGCACUCACGACUUCGAUCAUGUUCUCCUGACUGUCAUAUGCAAUGAGAAGGAUUGUUAUGGCAGCAUCACCAAAACCUUCAAGAACUUCCAGAUUGAGGCGAGCGCACAGGGCUUCCUCCUGACUGGGACAAAUAUUGUGAAGCCCACUCUGAGAGAGCUGACGGACCACCUGUUUGGCCAGUGUCUCACAACAGACCACACCAGCUUAAGACUUGAGCGUGGCUGUCCACCCCAACCCAAAGAGCAAUCCAACCUUGUCAUGAUGACCAGGAAAGAUUCAGCAUUGCCACACUCUUCCUUAAAUAAUGCAGUCAUCCAUAGGAUCCUCAGAAAUGACAUUACCCAGGAGAAACACCUGGGCCAAGGCACCUGCACAAACAUAUAUUCUGGGAAGCUGAAUUUGAGAAAUGAGGAUGAUGACGGUUAUUCAGGCCAUGAGGUGGUGGAUGUGGUUCUGAAGGUGCUGGCAGCAGGACACAUUUCUGCCUUCCUGGACACAGUCAGUGUAAUGCAGCAGAUUUCACAUAAAAACAUGGUUCUGAUGUAUGGCGUAUGCAUGCACAGCAUGGACAUCAUUAUGGUGGAGGAGUUUGUUCAGCACGGCCCUCUGGAUCUGUUCAUGAGAAAUCAUCGCUCUGAACUCAAGCCCUCCUGGAAGUUCCAAGUUGCGGAGCAACUUUCCAGUGUCCUCAGUUAUUUGGAGGAUAAGAAGCUUGUCCAUGGCUAUGUCUGUGCUAAAAAUGUCCUGUUGAAGCUGGAUGGUCUGAAAGGACAAGGUGGUCCUUUCAUUAAACUGAGUGAUCCUGGACUGUCCAUCGCUGUGCUCAGCCAAACAGAGUGUAUUGACAGGAUCCCAUGGAUCGCCCCAGAGUGUGUUAAAACCCCCAAAGCGCUGAGCAUUGCAGCAGACAAAUGGGGGUUUGGGACCACGCUAUGGGAGAUCUGCUACAAUGGCGAGGUGCCUCUGCGUGAAAAGAAACUCUCAGAGAAAGAGCGAUUCUACGAUGUGUGCGGCACUCUGGUCACUCCCAGCAUCAGUGAACUGGCUGAUCUGAUCUCACAGUGCAUGAACUAUGACCCCAGGAAGAGACCGUUCUUCAGAGCCAUAGUGAGAGAGCUGGGACGCAUCAAAGAGCAGCACGUGAAGGCGCUUCACCUUAUGGAGGCAAUUCCUCCACAGGAGACUGAUCCUACAGAUUUCAAGAGAAGAUUUCUCAAGAAAAUCCGAAAACUUGGAGAGGGUAACUUUGGGAUGGUGGAACUGUGUCUGUAUGAUCCUAAGGGAGAUCAGACAGGUGAGCUGGUGGCUGUCAAAUCUCUGAAAACGGAAAAUGAGUGCAGCAACCUGAGGAGAGAGAUCAGCACCAUCAGAAACCUCUACCAUGAAAACAUCGUCAAAUACAAAGGCAUCUGCAACGACGAAGGAGGAGCGAACAUCAAACUCAUUAUGGAGUACUUGCCCUCUGGCAGUCUGAAAGAAUACCUGCCCCGUAACAAAUCCAACAUCGAUCAGAAGAGACUGCUGCAUUAUGCUCUUCAGAUAUGUCAGGGUAUGGAGUACCUGGGAUCUCAAAACUACAUCCACAGGGAUCUGGCAGCGAGAAACAUCUUAGUGGAGAAUGAAUCACUUGUAAAGAUCGGGGACUUUGGUCUGACUAAGAGCAUCAAAGAUGAUAAGGAAUAUUACAAAGUGACCGAAGAACAGGACAGUCCUGUGUACUGGUAUGCUCCAGAAUGUCUGAUUAAUCGGAAGUUCUAUAAGGCAUCUGAUGUUUGGUCAUUUGGGGUCACUCUCUAUGAAAUCAUGACCUACUGUGACCGUGACAACAGCCCUCCACGGGUAUUCCUGAAGAUGAUUGGCCGGUCUCAGGGGCAGAUGACCAUGGCCAGGCUGGUAGAAGCUCUUGAGAAAGGCUGGAGGAUGCCAUGUCCAGAUUCGUGCCCUGAAAUGGUGUACACUCAGAUGCACAGUUGCUGGAGUCACGCCCCAGAAAACAGAGUGGACUUCAAGGGCCUGAUCAAACAGUUUGAGUUUCUCCUCACUAGUGAAAACAUCUAGCUUCCAUUCAUCACAUCAGUUACACCUACACAAUUCAGAUUCAUGUUGUAUUUGUAUGUAACUUUCUCAUUAUACUAAGAAAAUGAUGCAUGUUACUUUCUCUUUAAAUCUUUGCCAGUUAAUCAUCUACCUCCAAAAACACUCUGGUAAUACAGAGUAUUCUUACUAGGUUAACACACCACUCAGCACUUAACAAGUAUCAAGUAGUAAAAAGAUUCAUUUAUAAAAUCUGAAGCCGCAUCAAAUCUAGGGCCAGAUUUACUAAUAGCUUAUACUAGUACAAACCCUCUUUAGGCAUUAAAGUGCCCCUAUUAUGGAUUUUUGAAAAUUACCGUUCAUGCAGUGUUUAACACAGCUCUA